Messenger RNA from Scheffersomyces stipitis CBS 6054, 1200 nucleotides. It is a transcript of the gene STE4, whose product is annotated as G protein subunit beta. The transcript is spliced from 2 exons. The record is from RefSeq and is a predicted model, not a curated record. Lineage: Eukaryota; Fungi; Ascomycota; Pichiomycetes; Serinales; Debaryomycetaceae. Gene Ontology annotation, cellular component: cytoplasm; heterotrimeric G-protein complex. Bases 1 to 1200 code for a protein of 399 amino acids. Gene Ontology annotation, molecular function: protein binding; signaling receptor complex adaptor activity. Gene Ontology annotation, biological process: G protein-coupled receptor signaling pathway.
AUGACUUCUCCCCACGCAAACCCUAACGGCAUCGAAACCAAAAUCAUUGCAGCACGUAGCGAAGCCCAAGCGUUGUACAACGAGUUGGAGAAAGUGAAAAAUAGGCUCCACGACUCUACGUUGGACGAGAUAUCGUAUUCCAUCCCAGGCAUUCCCAAGAACUUCAACAAUUUGAAGCUCUACAAUACGCUUCGGGGCCAUAAUAACAAGAUCGCCAAAACGCAAUGGAGCUCCGACUCAAGCAAGCUCCUUUCAGCUAGUCAGGACGGCUAUAUGAUUCUCUGGGAUGCCGUUACUGGUUUCAAGAAACAGGCUAUCAAUCUUGAGAACCAAUGGGUUCUCACAUGUAGCUACUCGUCAGACGGAAAGCUAGCAGCGUCCGCAGGACUCGACAAUGCCUGUACUAUCUACAAGGUAAAACAGGAUGGCGAUUUCCGCUUUGGGGGCACCAGAGUUCAGUCUGUGUUCAAGGGCCACACAGCGUAUGUAUCAGACUGCGGGUUCAUCACCAACACCACUAUAAUUACAGCCAGUGGUGACAUGACUUGUUCGCUAUGGGAUAUAACCAAAGGAGUCAAGUCGCGAGAUUUUGUAGAACACUUGGGCGACGUUCUCUGUAUGAGUAUCUUUCCCUCCAAUAAGCUCAAUGACAACCUCUUUGUUUCUGGUUCUUCUGACGGUAGUGCAAAGAUUUGGGAUUUACGAAGUCCUACGCCUGCUCUGAGUUUUUUUGUCUCCAAUAGCGACAUCAACACUGUUCUGAUCUUUCCUAAUGGAAACUCGUUUGCAACAGGUUCAGAUGAUGGACUAAUUCGACUCUUUGAUAUUAGAGCAGAUUGCGAAUUGAGCAACUAUUCUCUCUUAUCUCAGUUCCAGAAACAAAACCACAAGAUCCCCAAAGCCAAGAUCCCUAGUAGGAGACACAGCACCACUGACCAGGUGAGCACAGGGUCCAUCAGCAUCUACUCUAGCAUAGAUAAUCCGGGAGUUUUUUCCCUUGAUUUCAGCAAUAGUGGAAGACUACUCUACGCAUGCUACUCAGAAUUUGGCUGCUUAGUAUGGGAUGUCUUGAAGAAUGAGAUCGUAGGCUCCGUAGGAAACGAUCAUGUCAACAAGAUCAACCAUAUAAGCGUAUCUCCUGACGGAACGGCCGUUGCCACGUCGUCAUGGGACUCCACGAUCAAAAUCUGGUCCGUGUGA